AUGGCGGGGGUAAAGGAGUCGACGGUUCAAGUGGACGACGGCGCCAAGUUGCACGUCAAACUCCUGGGAGAGGACGAGUCGACCGACAAGUCGAAGCCGUUGCUCAUCGCCCUCCAUGGGGCACCAGGAAUAUACACUCAUGCCGAGCCCGAGGCCCGCUUUGGUCACCUCUCUUCUCUUUUCCGAGUGUUGGUGUACGAUGCCCGCGGAAGUGGCUUCUCCGACAUGACACCGCCUUACUCUCUUGAACGAUUGGGGAAAGACAUUGAAUACCUGAGGGAGUGGGCAUGUGAAGAGACCUUUGUGCUCAUCGGUCACUCGUACGGAGGCUUCGUGGCCCUCGACUACGCGGUCAACUACCCCGACCGGCUGCGUGGCUUGAUAUUGAUCAACACUUGGGCGUCGGGGACGUUGGGGGCGAUGACGGCCUUGUCCUACGUCCUGACGUCGCAGAGGUCCAAAGUGGACAGGGCACGCCAAGUCCGGUUUUGGUCGGGCACCACCCUCAGUGACCAAGACUGCAAGGAGGCCAUCAGGGAGAUGCUCCCGAUGGACGCUCCUCCAGAGGAAGGCUCAGAUGCCGUUCCCAGCAGCACCGGUGACCAUCAGUCGUCUUCGACGUCGGCCGAAUUCUGGGGACCACGGUCGAACUUUCGCUCCGUCACCCACAAUUGGGCUUUCGCUCAAAACUUGCCACGGUACGACGCUCCCACACUCGUCGCCGUCGGCCGUCACGAUCAUGUCGCCCCGCCGAGCUUUGCCGAAGAGAUUGCCGCCGGUAUCGUCGACGCGAGGCUGGAGAUUUUGGAGAAUUCGGCGCACAGCCCACACGCCGACGAACCUGAAAAGUUCCAUCAGAUUUUGCUGGAUUUCCUGAGAACCAGAAUUCUAUGA
Messenger RNA from Exophiala xenobiotica, 894 nucleotides. RefSeq lists its product as uncharacterized. Gene Ontology annotation, molecular function: catalytic activity. The record is from RefSeq and is a predicted model, not a curated record. The transcript has 3 exons. Lineage: Eukaryota; Fungi; Ascomycota; Eurotiomycetes; Chaetothyriales; Herpotrichiellaceae. The coding region runs from base 1 to 894 and encodes 297 amino acids.